Molecule: messenger RNA, 303 nt
Organism: Tetrapisispora phaffii CBS 4417
Lineage: Eukaryota; Fungi; Ascomycota; Saccharomycetes; Saccharomycetales; Saccharomycetaceae
Gene: MRPL37
Product: mitochondrial 54S ribosomal protein mL54
Exons: 1
Coding region: 1-303 (100 amino acids)
Cellular component (GO): mitochondrial large ribosomal subunit
Molecular function (GO): structural constituent of ribosome
Source: RefSeq, a predicted model, not a curated record
AUGAUUUCUGUUUUUGCGAAACGUUUUUUUUCAAGAGGAAGCAUAUUAUUGCAAGAGUCACAAGCUAAUGUUUUAAAAUCAUCAUGCAAAGCAGGGACACCGUUGCAAAUCAAUGUAUUGAAAACUGGUAAAGAUCCAAUUGCGUUAGAAGACUCAGAAUAUCCUCCAUGGUUAUGGACUGUUUUGGAUAAAGGUGCUCAAGCAGCAAGGUUAGAGAAUGAUCCACUUAAACUAAGAAGAAAAGAGCUUAGAAGGAAAAAUAGGGCUAAUAUUAAGCAAAAUAACUUCUUGAAGCAAAUAUAG